Cucurbitaria berberidis CBS 394.84 is the source of this 1234-nucleotide messenger RNA. RefSeq lists its product as uncharacterized. The record is from RefSeq and is a predicted model, not a curated record. The transcript has 2 exons. The coding region runs from base 305 to 1129 and encodes 274 amino acids. Lineage: Eukaryota; Fungi; Ascomycota; Dothideomycetes; Pleosporales; Cucurbitariaceae.
UAGCGACGGGUUGAGGAACCCUCAACUUGAAAGUAGUAGAAUGAUGUGAAACCGACGGAUUGCCUUUCCCUGGGCUGAUUCGCUCCCUCGCGCUUCACCUCGCAUUCACUUGUGCGUUCAAUGUCGGAAAACUCCCAUACCCUCAAGAUGGGAACAGCAACCAAAUUUCACCCAGAGUUUGUUAUGACUUGUGGGUACCGGAACACACUUUGUCACUACUUAAUUUACAGCACUGUCACUCCCUUCCAACUCCGGCUACGAAAUCAGCAAGUACGGCCUCAACCUCGCAACUUCCCUUUUUAACAUGGCGGAUAUGGAGGAUGACUUUCUGUUCGAUUCAAAAGAUUAUGACAACUCAGUAUCCACAUUCUUGCUCAAUUCCACCGCAUUCUCAGACGUCAACAUGGAUCUCAUCGCUAGAUUCAACUCGAAGAAAGGACGCAUCGGCACUAAAACCUUAGCCCCGCAAGACAAUGACACCGUCUUAACGAAAGACCGGCGAUGCGGCCGUCUCGUUUAUAAGCCUGCAGUCGCCGUCGAAUCUGGCGAAUCCUCCAGGACGACCGACAAAAACGACAUCUAUACUACGGUCGCAGAUUACGUCAUUACACCUCAGCUAGCAUAUUUCCACGUAAACGUUCCUCUAUUUGACUCUGGGGUUGUCAAUUUCGACAAGAUCGGUAUUCUCUACGAAUUUCUAAACGGCUUCUACAUAGUCUACGAAAGCUUGCAACCUCAAACAGGGCGACCGACGAUACACCGCGCAUGGAUGCCACAGAGUGGCGUUGGGUCUUAUCUUAAGGCAGAGUGGCUCUCGCUCCCGAAGAUUCAAGUCGGUCCAUACGGCGCAGGCGUGCCUACGAGCGAUGGGUGGUGGAACGUUCACAGCACUACGAUACAGUAUCUAAGGCUGAGCUGUCUGAUGAAAGCUCAGGAGAUAGAAUUGGAGGUAUGCAAGGCGAAAGAAGAGAAACGUCAAGAGGUGAACUUAAGGCGGUGCGUUGAUGUGCUAGGAGUUCAGUUUGGGCGGAUCAUCGAUGCGCUAUACGGAACAAGGCGGGUCCAGGAAGCGGAGGCGGCGAAAGCGACUGAGAAGUUCAUGGAGGAGUUUAUGGAUUUUGAUUUUUGAGCAUGGAAGAUUUUGGGGUUGGGCUAUUCCCGGCUUGGAGUUCUGUAGAGGGCUGGGUGUUUGGCUCAACUAGUAAUACUACUAUUUAUCCGUCUUAGGUACGAC